ACGGUGUCUAAUAAUAAAGACGUCAUCCGCUGCUCCGACGGAGUGCGCAGCUCCUAACUGUAGAUAGGACAACAACAAUCUCAGCAUGCUCGCGCACAACAUAGGAAUCUUCUCAUCUUCUCAUCUUGCGAAUCGAAACACAUGACUAUUGAAUUCUGCAUUUGGUCCGCAGCUCAGAGAGCGUCGUCGUGUGCAGGACAUAAAUAACCAGGCGAUUCGAGUUCCUUUCUGCACGUUAGCACAGCGUACUGCUACCAAUAACAGGAUGCACUGUAUUGCUUUUAAAGCCCCACCAAAAUGCGGACACGCUCAGUACAGCAUGCAAGCAGCAGGCGGCGGUCAUUCACACACGCAGAGAAAAAAAGAUAGCAGCAAUAUGGAGGACACUCGCGGCCUUCCGCCAAACAAGCCCUCAAACACUCUAGUGGAGUGGAGGAAGAGAGUCAAGUCUGAGUACAUGAGACUUCGGCAACUGAAGCGCUUCCGUAAGGCUGAGGAAGUCAAGUCCUUUUUCAUGGCCAGUCGCAGGAAGAUCAAGGAAAGGACCAGCCUGCUGAAUGAAGAGUGGUCCAAGCUGAGAAUACAGCCCAUUCCGCUUGCCUCUGCCAUGGGAGCUGUGCCUAACAACAAGCAGUGUGUGGUGGAAUCUGGUUUCCCUGCAUUCAAGAAGCAGAGUGUUGUGAUGAGGACUCUGAAUACAGUUGCGGGAGUCCCAUUCAUGUACUCCUGGUCCCCACUACAGCACAACUUCAUGGUGGAGGACGAAACGUUCCUGCACAACAUUCCUUACAUGGGGGAUGAGGUGCUGGAGCAGGACGAAGCCUUCCUGGAGGAGCUCAUCGACAACUACGACGGCGUGCACGGGGACCGAGAGGGCGGCUUCAUCAACGACGAGAUCUUCAAAGAGUUGGUGGAGGCGCUGAGCCAAUACUCAGAUCACGAGGAGGAAGACGAGGGUGGGGAGACCGUGGAAGAGGAUGUGGAGAGGAAGAGUGUGGCAGAGGGGGUGGAAGAUGCCAAGGUUGGGCAGCCAGUCCUUUUCAGGAAGACGAGGCGAAGCAUAGCAGAAGCAAAAGAUUUAGUGACCAAUAAGAAGAUCCCCCAUGACAAGAUAUUCAAAGCCAUCGCCUCUAUGUUUCCGUACAAAGGCACAACAGAGCAGCUGAAGGAGAAGUACAAGGACCUUCUGGAGCCUCCCAGCCCGGUCAAGCUACCUCCUCAGUGCACGCCCAAUAUCGACGGCCCCUUCGCCAAGUCUGUUCAGCGAGAGCAGUCUCUGCACUCCUUCCACACCCUGUUCUGCAGGCGCUGCUUCAAAUACGACUGCUUCCUCCACCCCUUCCACGCCACUCCCAAUGUGUACAAGAGGAAGAACAAGGAGAUUCGAAAGGAGACUGAACCCUGUGGGCUGGACUGCUUCCUGCUGCAGAAAGGGGCGAAGGAGUUUGCGGAUCACAACAUGCUGAGGGCCCAGCGGUCGCGGCGGCGACGAAGGCAGCCCCGCCCGCCCAGCGCCAGCUGCCCGGGGUCAUCUGCCUCGACCGGGGAGAGCAAGGAGGGCGACAGUGACCACGAGACCACCAGCUCCUCAGAGGGGAACUCGCGCUGCCAGACGCCCACGAAGAUGAGGCAGGGAGGCGACGGCGGGGAGGAGGCGGAGCCGCAGGUCCAGUGGAGCGGCGCCGAGGAGUCCCUCUUCCGGGUGCUGCACGGCACCUACUACAACAACUUCUGCUCCAUCGCCCGCCUCAUCGGCACCAAGACCUGCAAGCAGGUGUACGAUUUCGCGGUGAAGGAGAUGCUCAUCCACCGUGUCCCUCUGGAGGAUGGGGCCAUCUCACCACAGAAGAAGAAGAGGAAGCACAGGUUGUGGGCAAAGAUUCAACUUAAGAAAGAUAAUUCAUCCAAUCAGGUGUACAACUACCAGCCGUGUGAUCACCCCGACCACCCAUGUGACAGCGCUUGCCCCUGUGUGAUGACCCAAAACUUCUGUGAGAAGUUCUGCCAGUGUGACUCGGAGUGCCAGAACCGCUUCCCGGGCUGCCGCUGCAAGACCCAGUGCAACACCAAGCAGUGCCCCUGCUACCUGGCGGUGCGCGAGUGCGACCCGGACCUGUGCAUGACCUGCGGCGCCACCGACCACUGGGACAGCAAGAGCCUGUCCUGCAAGAACUGCAGCAUCCAGAGGGGCCUGAAGAAGCACCUCCUCCUGGCACCUUCGGAUGUGGCUGGUUGGGGAACUUUCAUCAAAGAGUCCGUGCAGAAGAACGAGUUCAUCUCUGAGUACUGUGGAGAGCUCAUUUCCCAAGAUGAAGCUGACCGGCGUGGUAGGAUCUAUGACAAGUACAUGUCCAGCUUCCUGUUCAACCUGAACAAUGACUUUGUUGUGGAUGCCACCAGAAAAGGAAACAAAAUCAGAUUUGCAAACCACUCUGUGAAUCCCAACUGUUAUGCUAAAGUGGUGAUGGUGAAUGGAGACCACAGGAUAGGGAUCUUUGCCAAAAGGGCCAUCCAGCAGGGAGAGGAGCUGUUCUUUGACUACAGGUACAGCCAAGCUGAUGCCCUGAAGUACGUGGGGAUUGAGCGGGACAUCGAGAUCAUGUAACCUGACCCGCCACACCCCCCACCUGCUGGUAAUGCUACUGCACGUUCCCACAAUGCCCUGCGUAGGAUCUGGGUAAUAGGGUGCAGGCCCACCCAGGGCAGCCCCCUGUGACAUCCCACAUCCCCACAUCCGGUCCCUGUAUUUGCAGUCCAUUCUGUGCGUUGUUUUCGGUCCAUCGCUCCCGAAAGUAGUCUACACCGUGAAGCUUACAUGACCAGUUCAAAAAAUAAUAGUCCGUAGUGGAGUUAAUAUGUUAAUGCAACACACUGCUUUUUAUGGUCAAAAAAUGGAGGGGGGGAAAUCCAAGCAACACUUUGUUUUUGCUUCAGUGCUUAGAUAUGUAUAUUCUGAAUAAAUGUCAAAAAGCUAAAGUGAUAGAGAAAUGCAAAAGUUGUUGAAAUAUCCAGUCCAUACAACACAUUUAUCAGUGAGUGUCAUAGCUUUUGUGUGCUGCUCUUUAUAUUCCAGAAAGUGCACAAUUUUUCUAAAGUGUAUCCUGACUAUAGAUUUACUCUGCUUGGUGGUCCCAGGACUGGAGCUCUACAUUGUCUAUGUUAUCUCUGCUUCUGGCUAUGUAAUGCAGAACAAAAGGGACCUUUGAAGCUGCAAUUUGUCUUUAUGAGCUGCUUUGUCUUGACUUUGUGGGCCCUCGUUUUGCGAAAAAAUUGGUAUCAGUGUCCUGCAAAAUGCAACAGUACGAAACCGACCAAAUGAAUGUGAGCUUUCCCUGGGGGAAAAAAAAAAAAACAAGCUAGAGAACAUGACUGAUCCGGACCAAUGUGUCACUCAAAAAAACGUACGCGCAAUAAGAAUGGGUGUUGAAGGGUCUUAACGUAGUGGCUGAUGAGCCUUCUCUACUGCAUUAUGUAGUGUGAACUCACACAGUGAUAGGUUGUGCAAAACAUCCGGGAGAUGUAUUGUCCCUGUUGGAGGUUUCAGGGGUUUCAGGGGAGGUUGGGAAAUUCUCAUGAGGAGGUCUACAAACUGUACCAAACUGCCAUAUUGGCUGUGCAAUACAGUGGCCCAGCCAUUACCCCGCUGUAGAUAGAAGAGGCGAGAGGUCUUUACGAAGAUGAGGGUCAGAAUGAGGAUUCAUUUGAUGCAAGUAAAUAAAAGAAUAUUGGUGGAUUCAAAACAUUUACUCAGCAUUGGAUUUGGUGCCAAUUAAUUCAUGUUUAAAAGAAAAAAAAUUGUUAUCUAUUAUUUAUUCAUUUAGAAAUAAGAGCUUCUCCUGUUUCUUUCCUAUGUGGCUAUACCCCAGUGCCAGUGAAAGACUGGCUGUCUUCCCUGAUGAAACUUACAAUGUAUGUGCCAAUUAUCAACACACUUUAAAAUUGACUGGCAUAUAUGGGAAAUUCUUUAUGCGCACACAGUUAAGUACACAAUUACCAUACAUAUUUCUCAGAAAAGUCUAUAAAUAAAUUUUGAAUAGGAAAAGAGACACCUACCAAACUGUGUUCAGAUUAAUCUAAUCUGCUUGUUUUGCGCAAAAUGUAAAUUUCAGUACAUGUCUUUAUAAUGGGGCUGUUGAAACAAGACAUGAAUAAUGUUUACUUGUUUACCACAACCUCAUUUUACUCUACAUAUAUUAUACUCAAGUAAAGCGUGUUCUAUUUAAAAAAGAAUUAUGAGAAGAAUACCUGAUACCUACUUUGAAAAGCAAGUAAAUAGGAGAGUACAAAAAAGUAAACUUUACUAAAUUGUAUUCAGUAUGUUAAGGUAUAUUACCAUAUUUUAAUUAUGAACUGUCAAAGGUCUUGAAUUCAAAAUUGUUUACAAGCAUGUCAUUCUGUCUGGUGGUUAGAAUUAGUUGAUUAAACAAGACUGACAAGCCUGUAUUAUAUUAUCAAAUUUUACAAUUUUAUCUUAUUUUUAUACAAUUUAUUUUAUUACCUUAGCACCACCCUUACGUUAUAGGAAGUACACUCAGAUUAAUCUCAGUGUCAUUAAAUGGAUAUUUGACCAUUCCCAGAAAUAGAUGGACAUACACUGCAUAAAGUUGAACUCUGUGCUUCAACUUAGAUGCCCAUGGAACCAAAAGAAAGAAUGAUUUACAUUUUAAAUGUUUAAUCAUAAUUGGUAACUUAAAUAUUUAAAAUGUUACAUUGUACUGUAGUGCAAACAGUUAAACGUAUGUCAUUCAAUCCACUAUUUCACCUUGGUCAGUACAUGCAACUUUUUAAAAAAGGGCUUUUGUAGUGAAAUCUAACCUUGAACUUUGUACUAAGAGGAGACGGAUGGUUUAAGAAAGGUAGAUGAACUAUGUAAUCCAAAGCAGGGGUUGACACUUAUUUUGCGCUUAUAGUUCUAAAAAAAGAAUGAGGUCACACUUUCGUUCCUUCGAUGUCCUUGUUUGUUUUUUGUUUGGGGGUGGGGGACAUCCAUGCCAAGUUAAGACAAAUACAUUUCCAAAGUCAGCUGAUCUUUCGUGAUUUCAUUUUGUGUGGAGUGAGGAGAGAUUUUAGUCUGCCCCAACACGCGCUUAUUUGCCAACAUUGGAACGAUACAAGACAGCUGUAAUGUAACGUGAUUCGCUGUAACUUAUUUGUAACUCUUGUACUCAUUAAAAAUGAUGGCAUUUAA
This is a messenger RNA of Anguilla rostrata (American eel), 5188 nucleotides long. RefSeq names its product enhancer of zeste 1 polycomb repressive complex 2 subunit (gene ezh1). Bases 266 to 2605 code for a protein of 779 amino acids. The transcript is spliced from 21 exons. Gene Ontology annotation, molecular function: chromatin binding; protein binding; histone H3K27 methyltransferase activity. Gene Ontology annotation, biological process: heterochromatin formation. Gene Ontology annotation, cellular component: nucleus; ESC/E(Z) complex. NCBI's taxonomy places the organism in Eukaryota, Metazoa, Chordata, Actinopteri, Anguilliformes, Anguillidae. The record is from RefSeq and is a predicted model, not a curated record.